Messenger RNA from Danio aesculapii, 858 nucleotides. RefSeq names its product fat storage-inducing transmembrane protein 1. Lineage: Eukaryota; Metazoa; Chordata; Actinopteri; Cypriniformes; Danionidae. The transcript is spliced from 2 exons. Gene Ontology annotation, cellular component: endoplasmic reticulum membrane. Gene Ontology annotation, biological process: lipid droplet organization; lipid storage; phospholipid biosynthetic process. The record is from RefSeq and is a predicted model, not a curated record. The coding region runs from base 1 to 858 and encodes 285 amino acids.
AUGGCUCUUACGGAGAUGCUUUACAAGAUCAGCAGAUUUCUGCAUUGGGCUGUGGUGUGGUUUAGUGAUCUCACAGCUGGAAUACUUGCUCAUCUGUUAUUCAGGCAGCACUUUCAUUUACUGCUCUCUGUGCUGGUGGUUUUUGGACCUAUUCUGAGUUUCUGGGUCUCCAAGUACAGCAUAUUUGGCAACAAGAACCACUACCUGUACAGGUUAUUCCUGCAGUCAUGCUUUGGCUGGACCUGUAUUUUCUGUGGCUCUUUCAUCUUUCUGCUCUCCUUCAGCAUCAGUAACUCUGUCUUCCACUCACUCCGUCAUCUCUCUCCUCUUGCGGUGUCCGGAACUUUCUGGACGCUCCUCCGCAGUUUGCUGACCUUCCUCGUGGAUGCUUCUGGAAGCUGUUUUGAGCCGCUAAUAAGCGCAAAUGACGCUCACAGGAACUCCGGCGAUCUCCUGAACUUUAAAGCAGGCCCUUUAUUACUGCUGAGAGGGAUAAAAAGUAAAGAAGCCUGUCUGAAAGCAGGACUAAAAUGGCAGGGAUGUGAGGUGUCGCACGAGCUCCUCAUUCUGAGUUUCUGUUGUUUGCUUCUUUCUGAGGAAAUAUCCGUGUUCUGGUCCUGCAUUGGUUUUGGAAAGCCUCUCGGGGCGCCGUUGAGGAUCCUCUUCAUGUUGUGUGUGUUUUUGAUGAGUCUCUGGAUGUUCCUGAUCCUCUGUUUGCUGGCACACUUUCCGCUCUUCCCUUCCCAGCUGGUCGGAGGAGCUCUUGGGUAUCUGGGAUGGAAGGGGCUUUAUAAGGACUGGGGAGUUUGUAAGCCUGGAUGGUGUUGUCUUGGAAUAACAGGUUGUCAAUCAUGUUAA